Fraxinus pennsylvanica is the source of this 423-nucleotide messenger RNA. Lineage: Eukaryota; Viridiplantae; Streptophyta; Magnoliopsida; Lamiales; Oleaceae. The record is from the annotation of a GenBank genome assembly.
AUGGCUUCAAUGACCCAAUCUCCAGUGUCAAUCACGGGAAAUUUGGCUUCCAAACCCUCUGCUUCAGAUCUUCUUAAGAGUUCUAGUAAUUCUAUUUGUGGUGUACCCCUAAAAGCACUUGGAAGGGCCCAACUAGGAGCAAAACGGAGAGACUUUACUAUCUCUGCAAAGGUUAGGAAAGUGAAAAAGCACGAAUAUCCAUGGCCAGAAGAUCCUGACCUGAAUGUGAAGGGUGGAGUCCUCAGCCAUCUCUCACCCUUCAAGCCUUUGAAAGAGAAGCCAAAGCCAGUAACCUUGGAUUUUGAAAAGCCUCUUAUGGAUCUGCAGAAGAAAAUUGUUGAUGUGCAAAAAAUGGCAAAUGAAACUGGGCUGGACUUCAGUGAUCAAAUUAUCUCGCUAGAGAACAAAUAUCAACAGGUUUAG